Molecule: messenger RNA, 4208 nt
Organism: Rhagoletis zephyria (snowberry fruit fly)
Lineage: Eukaryota; Metazoa; Arthropoda; Insecta; Diptera; Tephritidae
Gene: Upf2
Product: UPF2 regulator of nonsense mediated mRNA decay
Biological process (GO): nuclear-transcribed mRNA catabolic process, nonsense-mediated decay
Cellular component (GO): exon-exon junction complex; cytoplasm
Molecular function (GO): RNA binding; protein binding
Source: RefSeq, a predicted model, not a curated record
ACCUAAAACCGAAAAACCGAGUAAGUCAUAUUAUUAUGCAUUAUUUCCAUUUGCGAUGUUUUUGAGGCCCCUUAAUAAUAAAAACCCUCCCAAACAAAACUUUUACCAUGACGGUGUCUCCGGCUGUUUGCGUCUACAACUGUCAAAUCUGUUUGCCAGAAUAGAAAAACACACCAAAACCACGGUGAAAAGUUAAAAACUAUUGAAAAAUAUAAAUACAUAUAACAAAUAAGAUUAAAAUAGAAGCUGAAAGCAGCAAAACAAUGGUGAUUGAAAGUUCAUCUAAUGGCAAUGAGGGCAAAUCCAAUAAAGAUUCGGAGGAGCCGCUACAAGCGGAGCCAGAAGCUGACGUCGACUCGGUGGCCGCGAAUGAAGAGGAGCGCCAAGAACGCGAGGAACUUAAUAACUUUAUAAAUGAAUUACAAUCAAAAAUUAAAGCUAAAGCGCAACUGCGCGUUGAAAAUCUUAACUGUGAACAUCCUGGUGAUGGUUUCUUUGCCAAACUAGAUUCCAGCUUGAAGCGCAACACGGCAUUUGUCAAGAAGUUGAAGCAGUUCACCGCUGCUCAAUUGGAUGCAUUGCUGAAAGACAUGUGCGCCCUAAAUUUGAGUAAAUACAUCUCAGAAAUUUGUGCGGCACUUUCGGAGGCAAAGUUAAAAAUGACCGAUGUACCGGCGGUGGUAACACUCUGUUCCCGCUUACACCAAACUUACGCUGACUUCGACACGCAAUUUCUUGAAGCAUGGCAGAAAAUUCUUUCUUUGAAACCAGGUGAAAAGAUCUCAAAUCCAAGUAAAUUACGUGUGGACUUGCGCUUAUUUGCUGAGCUUGUUAGCUCGGGAGUGAUCAGUGGUAAACAGGGGCUGCAAUUACUUGGAUCCGUGCUCAUCAAUGUGAUCUCGCAGGAUAAAGAAGAUCAUAGUAACUUCUCAAUCAUAUUGUCUUUCUGUCGACAUUGCGGCGAGGAGUAUGCUGGGCUCGUGCCACGCAAGAUGCAAAAUUUGGCAGAAAAGUAUGGUGGAGUGGUGAUUCCUAAGUCCGAUUUCCUAGCGCCCGACAGACAGCAAAAUUUGCGUGGUUUAUUAAAGGAUUAUUUCAAAAAUUUAUGUAAGCACUUGCUUUCCGAACAGCAGGAGCUGUUAAAUAUGACCAAGAGCAUACGGCGAACUAUGGAAUCAAAAGGUGAAAUCUCGAAUGAUAAAAAAGAAAAAUGCGAGCUAAUGCAAGCAAAUUUCGACAAACUACUGUCGUCAGCACAAACGCUCUCCGAUCUACUCGAUGAACCUUUACCGGAGCUUGCAACAGAAUCAGAAAAUUGCAAUCCGGGUACGGUUAUCGAAAAUAUGCUCGAAGUUGCCACAAUGGGAGAACUAGAUCCAUGGGGCGAUGAUGAAACCAAAAGUUUUUACACAGACCUGCCAGAUUUACGGCAAUAUCUUCCGAAUUUUUCUGCUCCAAAAAUCGAUUUGGAUCAAAAUGAAGAGCCCACGGAGAUGACGGAGGAAGCACUUGAUGCGGAUAUUGAUGUGGAGAUGGAUAUAGAUGACCCUCCCUCAACAGCAUCAGAUCCGCCGAAUGACAAAGACGCGGAGAUCGCAGCCGAACCAGGUAGUGAAGAGUCGGCGACGCCAGCACCGUUACCAGACAAAAUCGCAAACGCCCUAAUGGAAGCUGGGCGCAUGGGUGCAGGGCAGGUGUCCCACAGCAAGCAACAUUUCGAUCAAUUUUUGAACAAUUUAAAUAAUUGUGUCAAUAAAGAACUUAUUGACUCGGCAGCAAUUGAGUUCCUGCUGAAUUUCAAUACAAAAAAUAACCGUAAAAAACUCACGAAAUCAAUUUUCACAGUGCAGAGAACACGCUUAGAUUUGCUGCCGUUCCUAUCACGUUUUGUCGCUAUUGUCAAUCUUUGCAAUACGGACGUUGCCACCGACUUGUCGGAAAUGCUGCGAAAAGAAUUUAAAUGGCACAUACGCAAAAAGAAUCAGCUUAAUAUUGAAUCGAAAAUCAAAAUUGUACGCUUCAUUGGCGAGAUGGUUAAAUUUGGUCUCUGCAAAAAGUUUGACGCGCUCAGUUGUUUAAAGAUGUUGCUACGUGACUUCCAGCAUCAUCAAAUUGAAAUGGCUUGCGCAUUUAUUGAAGUCGCAGGCGUAUAUCUCUACAACUGUCGUGACUCCCGCUUGCUUACGAAUGUCUUCCUCGAUCAAAUGAUGCUAAAAACCGCUACCGCUUUGGAUUCACGCCAUGCCGCGCAAGUAGAAAGUGUUUAUUAUCUGGUCAAACCCCCAGACAAUAAACAAGAUGCUGUGGUACGUCCGGUAAUACAUGAGUACAUACGUCAUCUGAUUUUCGAAGAGUUAUGCAAACAAAAUGUAGAUCGUUGUAUAAAAAUGAUGAGACGUAUCAAUUGGGAGGAUCCAACAGUGAGCAGCUAUGCCAUAAAGUGUCUGUCCAAGGCAUAUUUGCUACGUUUUCCGCUCAUACGCUGUCUUGCUGAUUUGGUGUCAGGUUUGAGCUCAUACCAAGAGCGGGCUGUAACCAUGGUUAUUGAUAAUGUUUUCGAGGAUAUACGCGCUGGUUUGGAAAUACACUCGCCAAAAUUAGCACAACGCCGCAUAGCAAUGGCCAAGUAUCUCGGUGAACCGUACAACUACAAGUGUGAGUCGACCAAUAUUUUGAAUACACUUUACUCGAUAAUCUCACUGGGCGUGUCAACGGAAGACGGUGUAUACUCAGAAUUAGAUCCGCCAGACAGUUUGUUUCGUUUGAAAUUGAAUUGUGUUUUGUUGGAUACGUGUGGACAGUAUUUUACUAGUUCAAUGAGUCGCAAGAAACUUGAUCUACUUCUCUAGGUGUUUUUUCAACACUAUUAUUGGUAUAAAAAAUCACAUCCGGUGUUUAGUAAAGUGGAAAAUACUUCGGAUCUUUUCCCUAUACUGGUGGAUCAUAUGUAUCGCGAUUGCUUGGCUAAUGUACGACCGAAAUUGAAGCUGUAUAAAAGUCUCGAACAAGCCAAGGAAGCGAUUGAGAAACUAAAGGAAGAAUUAUAUCCGCAAUUAAAAGAAGGCAUGCAAUUGCAAACUGAAGGUGAGAGCAGUCUCGAACCUAUACGCGAAGACAGUGAAUUUGAUGAUAUGCUCAGUGACGAUUCCUCUUCUGAACGUGAACCACGCGCCCGUGCACCCGACGUUGGAGGAGAUGAUGAUCCCAAUACCGAGGAUGCCAACAAUGCCAAUGAGCUGGCCAACACAACUGACUGGACUGAAAAUGAAUUCAUGCUCGAAGAUUGUGAAAGUCGUGUGCCAGAAAAAUCGAAAGAGGAUAUGGAGUUCGAACAAAUGUUUGAAAAAAUGGCAGCAGACAGUUAUCAGGAGCGCAUCAAAGAAACUGUUAAACCAAAUACGAAAGACAUACCGGUACCAAUGAUGGCUAGAACGAGUAAGAAAUCCUAUGAGCAAAUUACUACUCCGAGUGGCAAUCAGUCGUGUAGUGAAAAAGAGGCAGCAAAAAGUACCACUGCCAAUGCUGCUGGCGGUGCAGUGCCAUUUGUGCUGAUGGUACGUGGUGGAAAGGGAGGCAAACAACAAUUUAAACAAUUUGUGGCCCCAUCCGAUUCGCAAUUGGCCAUUAACCUGAAGCUGCAGGAAGAGAAGACACGAGAAGAGAAGGAAAAGGUAAAGCGUUUAACGCUAAACAUAACCGAACGUAUAGAAGAAGAGGACUAUCAGGAAUCUUUGAUGCAAUCACAACGCAGCUUGUCGCAGAACCAUUAUCAACGCCCGAGCAAGCCAAAAUUCCGACAUCAAAAGGGUGCACCAGAUGCAGAUUUGAUUUUCAAUUAAACGCGUAUUGGGGCACUCAAAUGGAUAUCUUUCGUUCCGAUAUAUGCAGGGUUAAAAUACUGGCCGCACACUGACAUCGCAAACCCAUGCAUUUGCAGUUGGCUCGCACAAAAAGUUGUUAAGUUGUGAGUGAAAAUGACGAAGCUAUGUGCAAGUUGAAGUUGAAGAAGUAAUAUGUAUGUGUCUGUAUGGUUUGCGUGGGGUCAUCACCAUUGAAGAUGAUAAUUAAAAGGAGUACAUUUAAAGUAACAACUGAAAAAGGAAAUAAGUUAUUUUUGGAUUCGUUAAAAAUGUAAUGCAGUAAAAUUUACUGAAUAAACUAUAAUAAUUAGAACAAAAGGUCAUUUGAAUUUCUACAGGGACAAAAAA